CGACAGCCAGCGGGGGAGAACAGGCUGACUGUCUGUCCAGUGUAACCUGUCUCCGGGCAGCACUGCCAUUAAGGUGUGUGGAGGUAGAGGAGAACGUGACCCGGGAUACACCGGCCGCUGCCAUCCGAGAUUCAGUAACCGCGGGCUCCUUGUGUGAGCGCUCAGUGCAGCCAGCCCCCCCCUGUGGGCACGGCCAGCUGGAGGAUAGGCGAGUGUCUUCCGUCAGCUGACAUCCCCCCGGUGUGCAGCCGGGAUUGCAUUAGUCCGGAUUGUGGGUCGGAGUCGGUAGGUUGGACACGCAGUGCUCGUGUGAACUUUAAAAAUGGCGGAUUCCUGUACAGAUCAAAGCAUGUGCCAUGCAGAAAAGGAGAGUGGUGCUCCUGAAGAAGCCUUGUUUAGCUUGGCUGAUAUGUUCCUCUUCUCCCUCAUUGUUGGGCUUGUCACUUACUUUUUUUUCUUCCGCAAGAAGAAAGAAGAAACCAUUGAGUUCACUAAAAUCCAGCCACCUAUGAAUACCUCUGGCCGGGAAAGCAGCUUUGUGGAAAAAAUGAAGAAGACGGGAAAAAACAUAGUGGUAUUUUAUGGCUCGCAGACUGGAACUGGAGAAGAAUUUUCCAAUCGACUAGCAAAAGAUGCUCACCGUUAUGGCAUGAGAGGGAUGUCUGCUGACCCGGAGGAGUAUGAGAUGGCUGACCUAAGUCGUCUUUCUGAAAUCGAGAAUUCUCUUGCUGUAUUCUGCAUGGCCACUUAUGGUGAGGGGGAUCCUACAGAUAAUGCUCAGGACUUCUAUGACUGGCUACAGGAAACGGACACUGAUCUCUCUGGUCUAAAGUUUGCUGUUUUUGGACUUGGCAAUAAGACAUAUGAACACUUUAAUGCCAUGGGUAAAUAUGUGGACAAGCGGCUGGAGGAACUAGGAGGGGAGCGCAUCUAUGAACAAGGCAUGGGAGAUGAUGAUGGCAAUUUGGAAGAAGAUUUCAUCACGUGGCGUGAGCAAUUUUGGCCAGCUGUCUGUGAGCACUUUGGAGUAGAGGCAACAGGAGAAGAUUCCAGUAUCCGUCAGUAUGAACUUGUGGUGCACACAGACGAAAAUAUGAACAAAGUAUACACUGGAGAGAUGGGUCGACUUAAAAGUUAUGAGACACAAAAACCACCAUUUGAUGCUAAAAAUCCGUUCCUUGCUAAUGUCACUGUUAACCGCAAACUGAACCAGGGUGGGGAGAGACACUUGAUGCAUCUGGAGUUGGAUAUCACAAAUUCAAAGAUUAGGUAUGAGUCAGGCGAUCAUGUUGCUGUUUACCCAUCUAAUGAAUCUUCACUUGUCAAUAAGUUUGGAGAGAUUCUGGGAGCAGACCUUGACACGGUCAUAUCUUUAAACAAUCUGGAUGAGGAAUCAAAUAAGAAGCAUCCAUUCCCCUGCCCUACAACAUACCGCACUGCACUCACCUACUAUUUGGACAUCACCAACCCACCUCGCACCAAUGUGCUUUACGAGCUAGCACAGUAUGCAACAGACUCCAAAGACCAAGAACAUCUGCGUAAAAUGGCUUCAUCUGCUGCUGAGGGCAAGGCUCUCUACCUCUCUUGGGUUGUGGAAUCAAGAAGGAAUAUUUUGGCCAUACUGGAAGAUGUUCCAUCUUUGCGUCCCCCACUUGAUCACCUUAUUGAACUAUUGCCACGUCUGCAAGCCCGUUAUUACUCCAUUGCUUCUUCUUCAAAGGUUCAUUCCAACUCUGUCCAUAUCUGUGCUGUGCUUGUGGAGUAUGAAACAAAGACUGGUCGGAAAAACAAAGGUGUGGCCACAAACUGGCUGAAAAACAAGCAGCCAUGUGACAAUGGCCACAAAUCUACAGUGCCCAUGUAUGUACGCAAAUCUCAGUUUCGGCUUCCAUUCAAACCUGCCACACCGAUCAUCAUGGUUGGGCCUGGCACUGGCAUAGCCCCCUUUGUUGGUUUCAUCCAGGAGAGAGAGUGGCUAAAGCAGCAAGGCAAGGAUGUUGGAGAAACUGUUCUGUAUUAUGGAUGCCGCCAUGAACAUGAAGAUUACCUUUACAAAGAAGAACUCGCUCGGUUUCACAAGGAAGGUGUUCUUACUCAGCUCAAUGUGGCCUUCUCCAGGGACCAAGAAAAGAAGGUUUAUGUUCAGCAUCUUCUGAAGAAAAAUAAAGAACAUGUGUGGAAACUGAUCAGCGAGGAUAAUGCACACAUUUAUAUUUGUGGUGAUGCCCGGAAUAUGGCCCGUGAUGUACAGAAUAUUUUCUAUGAAAUUGUUGCGGAGUACGGUAAAAUGGAACAUGCUCAGGCAGUGGAUUACAUAAAGAAACUGAUGACCAAGGGGCGCUAUUCUCAGGAUGUCUGGAGUUAAUCGAAGCAGUGUGUCUCUGCUAGGUGGACAAUGUAGAGAUGGCAUGAGCUGCUGUCUAGGACGCCCUGCAUGAGCCGAUUCUUGGACUGUCUAUGGAAAAAUUAUAAAUGCCUUUAGUGCCGAUAACCAUUCUGUGUUUUUGUUUUUUGAGGAAAAACUGAUUUUUCUUAAUCCCUCUGCUGAUUCUCAGAGGGUGGUAGGGAAGAACUAUAAUCCAUUCACCGUUUGAACUGUAACCAUUGCCACCAUCCCAGUCAAAAUAGUCAUUAUGAUCUUUGUGAUGAAAAGGAUUUUUAUUCUUGUAACCCUUAUUUUUUGGUGUAUUUCUGUCAAGGUGUUAAUCAAAACAUUAUUUUGAUAUUGCAAUUGUCAUAAAUUCUAAGUUCUCACUGUUUGUGUAACUUAAAGGCCAGUGUAUGAGAAGGCAGAUUAAUCCCUGCCAAACAGCCCUUGACAUGAUUUAAAAGAGGAUGAUUGAUGUGCAUGCUUUGUGUCCACAGGUCAGUUAGACCUGUGGCACAGUCUGAAUAUAAAUUACCAUUGGUAGGAUAAAUGGCCAUAGCUUAAGUAAAUUCCUUCAAAUUUAUGAAAAUUACCAGUGGUCUUCUCAACCCUUAAUUCGUUAAUGGUUUGAUACCUAGCCAUUAAAGUAAGUAUGUUUCUACUUAUGUCCUCGCUUUGGACAAUGAUCGAAUUUUCUAUCAAAUGGCGAUUAUCCUUCUAAUCCAUCAGCUAUUAUGCACAUGACAAGUCUUCGUAUCCUACCUAAAUUGAUGCAGUUGUCAAAUAGAUAUCAGCGUAGUGUAUUUUACAUAAGAGGGCAUAUCUGAUGGCACUAGCUAUAAGUGGAGACAUGUAUAUACACACAUAGCACCUCUAUCCUGGUAAUAUUCUGUGUGAGUGCAAUUUUCAGAAUACAAGGUGACCAUAGGAAAACUGCUAUUACUUUGGCUAAGUGAUGGAUAGAAUGCUAUAAUUUAUAGAAUUUGUGUUCUUUUGACCCUGCAGAUUUGUGUGUCUCCUAAAGCGUAGACUGUGAAAUAAGUUAUUGCUGUCUUUGAGCGUAAAUACAUUCACAUUGGAGGGGACUUUAAGAGUAGGCCCUUUUGGCCUCUUGUAGACCAGUGGAAUGGGAAACUAUUGUCUAGAGGAUUCUGAAUAUGUAUAAGGUUUAACUCACACUUCAAGACAAAUUCUCUUGGUUGGCAUUAUAUUUUUGGUGAUCUUUUUUCCCAGAAUUCAACCAAAUGUAGCUUGUAACAUCUAAGAUUAUUUAUUAUAGGAUUAAGUCUGGAUAUUUAAGAUACAGUAUUUGGGUAAAAUCUUUGAUUGUUAUUUUAAAGCAUUUCCCCAUCCUAGAAUUCUGGGCUCUUUUAUGUUGCGACAAUGUAUUACCAGAGUGACUUUGGGAAUGGGGUGUAUUUAUGGCAAACUGGCUUCUUUUUGUAUUUUAGUAUAUGAUACCAUGAGUGCCGGCAUAAGGAGAGCUCUGUAUCGCUUAGCAGAGAGAGUCCGUUUUGACACUCCUGGAUCCUAAUGUCUAAUUGAACUAUCAAAACACAGUUAUUGUUUAUAAUGUACUGGUCAUGCUAAACCUAAACUAGAACUAGAUUUAAGAGCAUUAAAUGUAAGCUAUAGAUUGUGGUUGCAAAAAUGUAUGUAUAGAUUUUAAUUUAAAUCUCUUUAGAAAUGAUUGACAAGUGGGAAACAUUUUUAAUCUGCUUUGAGUUCUAUGGUGAGUAUUCUCCUAGAGGAUAUUCUCCAUGUUAGUUAUUCCCCCAAGUAAUUACGAAUGUAGUGGCUAUUGCUCUGUAUUAAUGCCAAUGUAAAGCCAUGUUGGCGUAAUCAGGGAGGAUUGGCUCUGCUUGAGGACACUUCCCCCAUGCAAGGCAAUCACUGUUCAGAGGUGGAGGGAGCAAGGAAGACCAAUGUGUAGUGGAACACCUAUGGAGUUUCCGGAAAUAGGGUUGCUGGAGUGGGAGGCAGCAGGCAAGAAAGUGUAUGCCAACUUUUAAAGCAAUUCAAUAUAAAUCGAAUGAUGAUAUAUUGGUUGUUUUGAGAGUUAUACGGUUAGUUGAACCUUGCACAAAGUGUUUACUUAAAGUAGUUUUGUUAUGUGAUAUUGAGGUCAUUGUUCCUCUAUAAAAUACAAUCAUCCCUGUAGUAUUGUCUUAUAUUUAGCACAGGGUUGGGCAACGUUCAGAUGUGGACUACAUGUCCCCCUGAUGCUUUGCUAGCAUUAUGGAGAGGUAGUCCACAACAUCGGGAGUGCUGAAGGUUUCCUACCCUGAACUAUAAUGUACAUAUCUCACUGUGAUCGCUUUGCCAAGAUUUGUUCUACAACAGUUGCAAGGCCGGGUUUAGUAAUGCCUUAAGAUGAAUAGCUUGUAUGUUAAGUAAUAGAAAGAUUAUAUGUUUAGUAUAUGGGACAUGCCUUUUGCUGCUGCAAGAAAAUCUAAUUUCUAGAGAUGGAAAGCAGGUAACAAGAAGACAGGAGAAAAGUAAACCUAACAGUGACCCAUUUGAUUAAUCUUGUAAAUGACCAGAUAAAUGAUAAAAUACAGCAUUCCUUGGGGAAUUAAAGUAAAAAUAGACCGAUUCCAUAGUUUGUAAUACAUGAAAGGGUCUCCAGAUGUUUUUUGUUUUUUAAUACAGGUCGGAUCAUGUGGAAGCAUUACUGUCUCUAACAUUUUGAUUAAUACACACAGAUCUGGCAUUGAAAGAUUACAUAUUUACUGAUAAUGUUUGCUUUCUUUGAAGUCUUGCACCAUGUACAUUCAGAUUUUUAAUGGUUUCCUUCCCUUUUCGAAAUAAAAAUUUUAAGAAACAAUGUGUUACACAAGAUUACCAUGAUUGUAAAUAAUUUUAAAUACAUAUUAACCUUUGAAAUAAAAUAAACAUUUCCAAUUCA
Messenger RNA from Pelobates fuscus (common spadefoot toad), 5276 nucleotides. RefSeq names its product NADPH--cytochrome P450 reductase. Gene Ontology annotation, cellular component: cytosol. NCBI's taxonomy places the organism in Eukaryota, Metazoa, Chordata, Amphibia, Anura, Pelobatidae. The transcript has 16 exons. Gene Ontology annotation, biological process: response to hormone. Bases 323 to 2365 code for a protein of 680 amino acids. The record is from RefSeq and is a predicted model, not a curated record. Gene Ontology annotation, molecular function: FMN binding; NADPH-hemoprotein reductase activity; flavin adenine dinucleotide binding.